UAUCGUUGGUAUUUAGAUCGUGACAGCUGUUUCAGUGUCAGUGUUUUCCGAAAAAUUAAAUAAAAAACAAUUUAAAAAUUAAAUAAAGAAAAUUGUAAAAAAAAACUUUACUAAAACCACCUCAAAUCACGCAAAUUUCACACAAAAAAAUGGCUACGGAUAUUUUAACAAGACAAAGUGUCAUAAUUGGUGCAUUUUCCACUGUCAUAAGUCUGAUAUGCCUGCUAAGGGAAAGCCUGGACUUAUGGGACAAUUGGGAAUGGAAAGAUACGGAAGACUUGGAUGAACACUAUGGCAACAUUAUGCUUUAUGGUACAGUCUCCCUAUUCUCUAUUUUUCUUAUUUGGGGUGUACACAAGAGACGGCAUCUUCUAAUGGCACCUUGGUUGUUGUGCAGCUUUGCCUUGGUUGGAAUUUACAUCUAUGCGCUAGCGUGUAACUUCAAACAUUUGCCAUUGGUUCGCGUGGAAACUUUGGCCGUAUAUUUAGCGACUAUUGGUGCUCAAAUCCUUAUUUUGUAUACUCUGUGUUCUUUGUUUUCUCAAAUAAGACACGAAAGGAGUGAAGAGCAGAAAGCUAAACGAAAUAACUAUCGCAAGAUUUAAAAAAGUCGCUGAAUUUAGAAAAACAAAAAAAACAAAAUUUAAAUCGAAUUUAUGACACGAAAAACGAGCUAUUUGAACAUGGUCCAAAUGCCAUGUAAGCGAUACUUACACCAAUACAUGUAUAUCUGGAAUUUUGGGAAAAAAAAACUGAAAUGGAACUCAUUGACUUUUAGUCGAUCAAAAGUUUAUUUUCAUAGUAUUGGUUUACGGGACCGAGGGCCCAUAAGCAAUAAUGACUGUCCACAGACUUCUUGAGCUUUGGAAUGACAUUAUUGGAUAUAAGCCCUCAUUAUAUGGAAACAAAAAUACAAUAUAUAUAAAGCAUAACCUAUAUAAGAGGCAUCAACACUUUACAACUUUACUUCAAAAUUUGGAAAUCACCAAACGAAAAGUGAUUGUUUGGUGUGUAGUCCUGAAAUUACAUUUCAAUAAGGCAAUAAAAUAUACAUAUUUAUACCAAUAGAGGCAAUAAUGUAGCUUGUAAUUUAUUAAUACAUAUAUGUAAUUAGUAUGACUUAAAUAAAAACUUCAAUUUUAAACUACUAAAA
Molecule: messenger RNA, 1153 nt
Organism: Stomoxys calcitrans (stable fly)
Lineage: Eukaryota; Metazoa; Arthropoda; Insecta; Diptera; Muscidae
Exons: 4
Coding region: 150-605 (151 amino acids)
Source: RefSeq, a predicted model, not a curated record